This is a messenger RNA of Eucalyptus grandis, 1338 nucleotides long. RefSeq names its product pyrroline-5-carboxylate reductase. Gene Ontology annotation, molecular function: pyrroline-5-carboxylate reductase activity. The transcript has 7 exons. Gene Ontology annotation, biological process: L-proline biosynthetic process. Lineage: Eukaryota; Viridiplantae; Streptophyta; Magnoliopsida; Myrtales; Myrtaceae. The coding region runs from base 153 to 989 and encodes 278 amino acids. The record is from RefSeq and is a predicted model, not a curated record.
GAAAACACAUUUCCCAACUCUUGGCUUGUUUCCAUCUAAUACUCUGACAGACCGCUCCAUCGACGGUGGCCGCUCGCAGUGAUCGUCGGCGCUCGUAGUUUCGAUCCGGCGAGCCCCCAUCUGUUUCGGGAGCGCAAAAGCCGCAGGAGACGAUGGAGUUGGUGGCGCCGCCGAUACCGGCCGAGACGUACAAGCUCGGGUUCAUCGGGGCCGGCAAGAUGGCGGAGUCCAUCGCGAGGGGGGUCGUCAGCUCCGGCGUCCUGCCGCCGUCCAGGAUUCGCACCGCCGCGCACACCAACCAGAGCCGACGCGCCGCCUUCGAAUCCUUCGGCGUCCAAGUCCUCCCCGACAAUCAAGCCGUAGUUGAAGACAGUGAUGUGGUCAUCUUCUCAGUGAAACCCCAAGUCGUUAAAGGUGUUGUCUCCCAGUUGAGGCCACUACUAUCAAAAAAGCAGCUUUUGGUCUCAGUAGUUGCCGGAGUAAAAUUGAAGGAUUUGCAGGAUUGGGCUGGCCAUGAUCGAUUUAUCCGUGUGAUGCCAAAUACUCCUGCUGCUGUUGGCGAGGCUGCAUCUGUUAUGAGUCUGGGAGGAGCAGUGAAAGAAGAGGAUGCAGAACUCAUUGCUACUUUAUUCGGAUCUAUAGGCAAGAUUUGGAAAGCUGAUGAAAAAUAUUUUGAUGCAAUUACUGGCCUGAGUGGCAGUGGUCCAGCGUAUAUCUUUCUGGCAAUAGAAGCUCUGGCCGAUGGAGGAGUUGCUGCAGGUCUUCCAAGAGAUCUUGCAUUAGGUCUAGCUUCUCAGACGGUGUUGGGUGCAGCAUCUAUGGCCUCUAAAAUGGGCAAGCAUCCCGGUCAGCUUAAGGAUGAUGUUGCAUCACCCGGGGGGACUACAAUUGCUGGUAUUCAUGAACUGGAAAAGGGUGGAUUUCGGGGGAUUUUGAUGAAUGCAGUCAUUGCUGCUGCUAAGCGUGGCAACGAACUUUCCCCUUCCUAAUUCCGACUUCAACUUUUCAGCCUACAUCGUAUUCAUCAUUUUAGAGAAAAUAGCUCGUAAGUGUGAGGAUGGUUCUCUGAUUUUGACUUGAAUACCAGUUUUAUCUUAGGCUAGGCUUCUCUAAAGGUUUCACUUUUCGGCUGUCGGAAUCUAUUUAGUUCCAUUGCAAUCCUUCUGCUUGGUUUUCGUAUUAAAUGAAGGAAGAUUACUUAUAGGUGCAGCUUGAGGUUCAACUUGCCUGUAGUUUUUAAGUUCCCUUUCUUUCAAGUUCUGUACUAUCAAGAGCUUGUAGAUCCAACGACCUAAUUUUGGGAUCAUAUCUUUUCCCACGUCGGCAGGGAUUUUCUUC